This is a messenger RNA of Ceratitis capitata (Mediterranean fruit fly), 709 nucleotides long. Its product is annotated as cyclin-dependent kinase inhibitor 1C. The record is from RefSeq and is a predicted model, not a curated record. The transcript is spliced from 2 exons. NCBI's taxonomy places the organism in Eukaryota, Metazoa, Arthropoda, Insecta, Diptera, Tephritidae. The coding region runs from base 142 to 549 and encodes 135 amino acids.
CCUCCUCGAGCAAGUGUGUAUUGUUUGCUGGUCACUCUAUAAAAACGUAUAAAAUUCAGUUGAAAUUUUAGGAGCAAAAAAAAGCGAAUACGAUUUUAUUAGUGUUUUUUUAAUUAAAUAUUGAAAAUAAAUACCGUAAAAAUGAAACUAAUCAUCCUCGCUUUUGCCAUAUUCGCUUGCGUUGCUGCACAAUCAGUACCUGAUUCGGCUACACAGGGACCAAAUCCCCAGGAUAUUGCCACACCUGAGCCUGAAUAUAUCGACAUCGAUGAGCCCUUGCCAGCUGCAGCACCUGCACCAUUGCCUGCACAGUCACGCGCUAGUUUCGUUGCCGCUCCGCGACCAGUAGCACAACCCAUCCACUUUGCACCCGCACCACGUCCGGUGGCUCAUGCUUUCCCGAUUGCCGCACCAUCCUUUGUACGCGCUCCAACUCAAUCUUAUCUGCCACCCGGCAGUGGUCAAAUCUCCGGACACAUCUUCAAUCCACAAUCUGGUUAUCAAUACAGACAAGUGCGCAGACGUUACGUUCACCGUCGUCGUUAUUAAGCGGUUAACUUGUUUCUAACUUGUAUCUAUGUAAACUAUUCUAAUGUAUAUUGUUGACCUUAAGGAAGUUGAAGCGUGAAUGUGACGCGGCAGGAAGGAAGGAGGAAGGAUGUAAAUACAAUAAUGUGCAAAUUAUUAACAUUUAAGUUCAAAAUCUGUA